Messenger RNA from Anarrhichthys ocellatus (wolf-eel), 3129 nucleotides. It is a transcript of the gene aard, whose product is annotated as alanine and arginine rich domain containing protein. The coding region runs from base 255 to 602 and encodes 115 amino acids. Lineage: Eukaryota; Metazoa; Chordata; Actinopteri; Perciformes; Anarhichadidae. The record is from RefSeq and is a predicted model, not a curated record. The transcript has 2 exons.
GCCAGUUCAACACCAGGCAGGCAAAAGGGAUGAUUGUAGCUGCUGAGCAGAAGCACACAGACUUGUGCUGCGGAAUCCUGUUCACAUAAGGAAAGGAGGAAGACCAGUCCGGAGAGGAGGAGAUCUAGUGGAGUGCAAGAUUUCCCAGAGUUUUUUGAGAAAGUGUAUACCAGCCUGUCAGAGAAAGUGCUGGGAGGCAACACGUGAGACGGGAACACACUUAUACUGCACCUGCACCUUCGUACCCUCCCAGCAUGGACCGAGACAGUCACAGCGAGGACACUUUUUCCACCAUGGUUCUGGAGAACAUUAAAAACAAACUGAUUCAUGCCUUCAGGGCGACCGGAGAGUCCAGAGGAAAUCCACAAGGCUCUGGCUCCACUGUCAGACCAGUCAGCAUCGGCAGGAGUCACCAAGCCAACGAAGAGCUGCGGAGGGCGCAGAUAGACGGAGCGAUAACCUGGCUGAGGUCCGAACUGCUGGAGAUGCGCUCACAGGACCUCCAGCUGGCUCAGACACUGCUGGGGCUCAACACAGAGAUCCAAAGACUGAGGAGGGAGAGUUUUGGAGGUUUGGAAGUAGAAGGGGAUGAUCAGCAGUAACUGGCCCCAGCAGAGAGCCCCUUCUCUGGGUGGAGAAGACCUAAGAGUGACUAAAGGUGGAAAAAUGCCUUGGAACCAAUGGCAGGCAAGGAAAUGGUUGUAAUGCAACUGAGCAGCAAAGAUCAAAUGCAUUUGCUUGUGAUAAUUGGUAAAAAAUGUGUCAUGGUAAUAAUAGACACCAGUUGCACGUAAAGUAAGAGUGGGACAAAAUGUGCGUUCUGUUCUGUGAUGCUGGCAUUGUUAAUAUUAGAUGCUUUGUACUUAUAUAAAGUUGUAUUAAAGAAACCUUUUUGUACACGUUUUGUUACUUUAGGUCAGAAAACAAGGCAUUAUGAAUGUAAAAAUGAAAAACACUUUUGUCCCAUUGUUUUGUGAUUUGACAAAAAAAUUAAAUUUGCACCAUGAGUGGUUUCAUAUCUUUAUUGUGCUGGAAUACUGCACGGCAUACGGUACAGUAUCUGUUUAACAUAGAGCUAGAAGUUCAGGUAUGGUUGUUAACUCCCAAAAAAAUUCUAGUUUAUUCCUUUCACAAAUACCUUCUAUACACAAACAAUCUGACACCAGUUAUCUUUUAAAACAUAGAUUUACAUAUUGGUUCGCUGUACUAGCUUAUGUAUCCUAAUAAUACUUUCUCAAAUAGAUAUUCACAAAUACAUGGAACAAUGUCACUGUCAACAAAAUGCUUCAUCGCUGCAUGUGGGCAAUAACAAUGCAAUGAACCCGCUGCUGCAUUUAAUCCAUUGUGCAUGCAGUUGCAUGUCGUUAAAAGGUCAGCGAGCUUCCAGCACUUACACAUUCAUAAAAUCAAUACAUAUAAACCCGCAAAUUCAUAACUCAACAUCUGUAUAGAUUCAGCUCUGAUCUGAAUCACCGGCUAAUGUUUGUUUACAUAGAGAGGACAUGUUUCUCUCACAUUCAAUUCUAACCAAAGACAGCAAAGAUUGCCUUUAAGUCAAUGUUUAAUACAGGACUUAUAGUAUCCUCUGUCACACAGAUCUUGUACUAACUUAAAGGAAUAGCUGGGCAUUUAAAAAAAAACUCAAUUUCACUUUCUGAGAUUUAGAUGAGACGAUCGAUACCACUCUUGACUACCUGUCCAUAAAAUAUGGAGCUGCAGCCACCAGUCGGUUAGCUUUGCUUAGGUUAGCUUAGCAUUAAGACUAAAUAUGGGGGGGAGAAAGCGUUUCCCUGGCUCUGUCCCGAGUCAAUAAAAUCCAUCUACUAGCACCUCUAAAGCUGACCAAUUAACGCAUUUGUAUCUUAUUUGUUUAAUCUGUACAAAAACUGAAGUUGACAUUCGUACAGAGUCAAGCUAGCUGCUCCCUCUGUUUCCAGUCUUUAUGCUAAGCAAAGCUAGCCAAAUGCUGGAUGCAUAACUCUUAGCAGGUUAUUAGCAGGUUAGCAGGUUAUUCAUUGUCAUUGUACAACAGGGUUGUGCAGCAAAAUGCAGUAUAGUCCCAUUUUGCUCCAUAAGAAAAACACAAAAAACAAAGCUACAUUAUAUGUAAGGUGGAGGAUGAAUUACGGAGUCUCCCAGCCUGAGGAAAGAAGCUGCUCUUAAAUCCGGUGGUGCUCCAGCAGCUAGACAGCAGCAUGGCGAGUGAGAUAGGACUUUAAUUUAGACUGGACACUACAGACUUUUUAGGUGUAUAAUUGUAUUUCCAAAAACAGUUCAUAGCUUUCUGUCAGAAAUUGAUGUGUUUUACUUCACAAUGUCAUAUUUUAGUUAUGAAAACAGAAUCAAAUAAGCUAAAGAAGCCAUUAGAGUGACCUAUAUCUCUUUCCUCUUCCUUUCCUCAACUCCACUCAUCCUCCUGUCGGACUUCUCUCUAGAAAAACAAAAUACAGGGAGGGGGGGGUUUUAUGGUGGGAAACUGCAAAUAUCUAUCUUGCUCCACCUUUCGACUGCCUUAGAGGAUAUGAGGAAGUUGAGGAGAGAGUUGAAGUUCUUCUAAUAGUUAGAAUUUUCAUGGUACAGAGCUCCUCCGGUUGAAGGACCUCUUCGAUAAAACCUUUGUGUAAAGGGUCGGAGUCGUCUUCAGGCAGGAAAUGGAGAAGCCCACCUCCCCUGAGCCGAAGUAGACGCUGCCACUUCCUCUUUCGCUCUCAGAGUCCCAAUAGCUGCCCUCCCCUUCCUCCUCCUCCUCCUCUCCCUCCUCAUCUGUUUCUUCAUCUUGCUCCUCCUCAGACAACUCCUGCUUGAGCUCCUGGAUGCCGGAGUGAAGCUCCAUCAGCUGCCGGAUCAGAGCUUGGUCCUGGGAACGCAUCUCCAUCUACACAUCGGAGAAAAAACAAAAGCAUGUUUAGUUUUUUCUUUUAUGCAUUUUAGAUAUGUUGAUUGCUGGACAGAGAGGAAAACAAACAGGCCCAAAUAUCAUUUCAUAAAGGAAAGAAAUCAUCAGUAAAGAACUCAUAAAGAAACUUCACAGUUUCUGCAUUUUCCUGAUCAAGCUGAGCGGGUUAAUGCUCAGUGUGACACCACAGCCAUUUCAUUCGAGCGUUGCCUUCUUUCAAAUGCAAAUGGCAU